AUGGUGCGUGGGAGCCCCCCCGAGCCCGAGUGCAAGAGCCGAAACCAGGAGCGAUGCAGGUGCAAAAAGAUAAAGCCUACGCUGUCGACCUAUUUGACCAAGAACUACAGCUACAUCAUUCAUGCUAAAGUAAAAAGUGUAGAAAGAGGGAACUGCAACGAGAUAACGACUGUGGUUGAAGUAAAAGACAUACUUAAGUCUUCGAUGCCUAUUCCUCUGUCUCAAGUGCCUCUUCUUACAAAUUCUUCCUGCCAGUGUCCACCUCUUCAGCCAAAGCAGGAUGUUCUCAUCAUGUGUUACGAAUGGCGUUCAAGGCUGAUGCUUCUUGAUGGAUGUCUAGUUGAAAAAUGGAAGGAUCAACUAAACAAAAGAUUUAAGAGAUGGGAACAGAGACUGCAAGAGCAAAAGCAGCGAACGGCCCACAGUAAGAACCAGAAUGCCGGACGCAGUGGUCGCAGUGGGGCACCAAAACCAUCAACGAAGAACACCAACCCAUUGGUCAGUGGCCCCAAAAAGGCUGUUAAAGUGAGAAAUGGUCAGAAAGAAACGAACCCUAAAAAAGCAUGAAUGUUACAUUUCUGAAAGGAAAGACUUUUUCUUGCAUGAUGAGGGUCACAAGCUGGCUUGAUCGGCAUGUUUUAUUAAUCUAGAACUCAUCAAUUUAAAAACUCACUGCAGUUUCUACAUAGACAUUGUUGCUGCACUUUACUUUUAAAGGUUUUCUUUUCCUUUCAAGCCACAGAGUGUAGGUUUGCACUAAUUUGUGGUAGGCAUACUCAAACUGAUUUAGCUUUACCUUAGGGCUCUGAUUCCAAUUUUAGGUAGAGGGUUAAGGCAGUAACUACUGCAGCUGCUGGAGCUGACUCUAUCUGCUGUUAGGAAUCAUAGCCCUUGUUCAGAGGAUUCAAAAGCAUAGUUUACCAACAAGCAUCUGGGCAUGCGUUAUGUGAUUACUAUUUUUUUUUAAUGUGUGUGCCAGAAAUAUGCUUACCGUGUUACUAUUUGAACUUGUGAGUUUGUGUAGUGAAAAUGCAUUGAAAGCAGACUUUUUUUAUUGUACUUCAGGCUGGCUUCUGUUGUUAUAACUUCAAAUGUAUUUAAACAUCUAAUUGAAAAAUCAGUAUUUUUUAAAAGAACAGAUUAAAGUGAAGCAGAAUUGCAGAAUUCCUUAAAGUAACAUUUACAUGUUUGCUGUAAUAUAGCUUUGUUGUGAAAAUGAAAAGCAUUAUUCUAAACAGAACUGACAGCUACUGUACAGUAUUAAAAUGAAGACAGGGCUUUAUGCAUCUCAGUAUUCAUUUGGAUCUUUAACCAUUUUUAUUGUUGGAUACUAUUUCUAAAUCUUACUCAGUUGCCAAAUAAAUAAAUAAAUAAGAUUGCUUGUCCUUUUUCAUAAGUCUCUCAAAAAAAGCCUGGCUAUCUGCAGUUUUCCUAACGUGAAGGUAGCAUUGGCCCUGCAAAAGGUCACAGUCAAAGCAGAUUCUGCUUCUCUGGGGCUAAGAGUAAAUUUUACUGACUUAAUUUUUGCUGUGUGAGGUAUUCAAGUAGCAGAGGUGAUAUAAAUCCAAUUGGCCUAGCUCCAAGGUGGCGUGUAUGCUAUUCCUGCCCAGCUGUAUGUGGAGUACAUCCAGUAUUGCUAGCACAGUCCAGUUUCUGUUAGUGUUGCUAGCACAGUCUAGUUUCUGUUAGCACAUAAGGAAAUUGCCUUCAUUUAUGUUGUAAGAGCUCAUGAUAACCGUCUUAAAGACCUUCAAGAAUUCCCACAGCAAAACUAAGGACUUGAUUUGGCAUUCUUAAUAUUUAUAAAAUAUACCAAGUAUUUCUAAAAUAGAGAGUGUCUAUAUCGGAAGGAAGAGUUCUGUGUAGGUUAA
Struthio camelus australis is the source of this 1871-nucleotide messenger RNA. The record is from RefSeq and is a predicted model, not a curated record. Lineage: Eukaryota; Metazoa; Chordata; Aves; Struthioniformes; Struthionidae.